AUGUUACUAGGGGUACUGCUAUUUAGCAUUACACUUGCAGAUGCUAGACUAUCUUCAGAUGGCAGCCCCGAGAAUCCUGAUCUGACCAGAAGUUUACCUCUGUACCAUCGGCAGACCAACGAUACGAUACUUCCUAUACGGCGAGACUGCCCCUUCAGUCCUUGGGAUGAGCUUUAUAUAACCGAUUUUCUUCAAGAGCACUUCAACGAUCUAUCAACGACUGAUCACUGCUGGAUCAUUAAGGGUGUAGCAGGGCUACACGAACUACUUCAGAGGAACAUUUCGGCCAACCCCCUUCUCAACGUCACUAUACCGACAUGUAUACCGCUCAACGUUUCCAGCAAGGGCAACGCCUUCUCUAUUGACUUCUCAGAUGACACAUAUAAGGUUAAUGGGGUCGGUGAGGAUGAGUUCGUGUUAUUGACAUAUGUGCAUCUUGUAUGCAUGACGGCGGCGUUCUUCUUCUGUUACCCCGUCAUCUUGGUACUGGCAUCGACGCCCAACUUGUGCAUCAUGAUCGACCGCGCACUCCAGGAGCCCACGAAACGAAAGUUGCAACGAUGGCAGACAAUAUUCACAGUCUUACUCUUCGCUCCACUAUCGACCGCCGGACUCGUUACCGGGAUAGUUGCAAUGGGAACCUCAGACCACGCAAGAACAGAGCACGGAAUCAUCGGUUAUAUCACUAUCGGCCUAGCCGCAAUAUCAGUGCCUCUCUACCUCUACCAAAAAAGACUCAGCUCCCGCCCCGACCUAACCUUCUACAUGUACCGCCGCCUCAAGUUCUUCAAUGCCCUCGACUUCCUCGUCUGCCAAGCCAUCCUGCUCAUCUCGGGCUUUGCCCUUCCAGACGGCAUCGACGAUUUUGGUAUCAUGACGAUUUGCGGCACAAACACGCUCUCUUCGUCGUUGCUCUUCUCUUUGGGCAUGAUUGUGUCGUUUGUAUGGAACUGCGCAAUGGCUACGAUGACGGUGCAGUGGCUUCUCGAACGGAGGAUUCGGGGUGGGAGUUUGAGGGACAGGGCGCCGCCGUGGAUGUUGAAGAUAUUGCGGAAACGGUCGGAUUCGAAUAUGACUUUCCAGACGUUUCAAGAGUCUCGUUGA
Colletotrichum godetiae is the source of this 1104-nucleotide messenger RNA. RefSeq lists its product as uncharacterized. Lineage: Eukaryota; Fungi; Ascomycota; Sordariomycetes; Glomerellales; Glomerellaceae. Bases 1 to 1104 code for a protein of 367 amino acids. The record is from RefSeq and is a predicted model, not a curated record. The transcript is spliced from 3 exons.